Molecule: messenger RNA, 1885 nt
Organism: Ananas comosus (pineapple)
Lineage: Eukaryota; Viridiplantae; Streptophyta; Magnoliopsida; Poales; Bromeliaceae
Exons: 13
Coding region: 153-1511 (452 amino acids)
Source: RefSeq, a predicted model, not a curated record
UCUCUCAUCUCUCUCUCUCUCGCUUCCCUCUCCUCUCUCAUGGCGGAUCGCACCAAGGUUGGCUUAGCUGCAUGCGACUUCCUCCUGUUGAAUUGCUUCUCCAGCAACUUUACCAGUGUAGAAUCUGUGAUUGAGAAGGGCUGUACUGCUCAAUGUCCACCACAACUGCAGCUACCUGGAUCAAAUCUCCAUUUGAUGGCUGGAAAAAUACUGAUUUUUCUAGCAUAAGCUUUAGAUGCCGUAGCCCUUUUGGAGCCUGCCAUUCCUACUCAUUAGCGAAUGGACAGGAUUUGUCUCUUUCCAAAGUUCGGGUAGCUGCAGACUAUUCAGAUUCGCUGCCCGAUUCAUCUAAGUAUGCGGGAAAUCAAGGCUAUCAUCCUCUUGAAGAAGUGAAAAAGCAGGAAAAGAAUAAGGAUAUGUUGCUCACAGAUGCAGAAACAGCUAGGACUAUUGUAGAGUCCAAUGGAAAGGCAUUGAUUUUAUUUCCUGGAAGGGUGCAUUGUGAACCUCAUGGACAUGUUACAUGGUCUGAAUUUCACUUUGUUGUUGAUGACUAUGGAGAUAUUUUCUUUGAAUUACUCGAUGACUGGAACUUGUUGCAAGAUCCCAACGCAAACAACCCUGUGGCAGUUCUAAUUGGAAUGGACAUCCCGAUUAGCGGAGAGAAUAGGAUAUUUAACAGUGAUUUCGACGAUUACAUGGAUGAUGACAGUGUGAUGGACAUAUUGUUUGAUGAUUAUGAUGAGGUUGAUGAUACAGACAUAACUGAUGUUCUUAUAAAAUGGGGAAUGCCAGAUACUUUGCGCCGCAUACAUCCUAGGUAUUUUGCAAGGUGUUUGACGAAGGCUGUUAAUUCCAAGCAUGGGAAGAAGAUGGACCGGCCAUCAAAUGGUCUUUCUAUCAUGGGUUGUCUUAGACCUGCUUUUGUAGAUGAAGAAUCUUAUUUAAGGAGGUUGUUCCACCACGAUGAUGAUGGCUAUUUAUCUGAUUGGAGAGAUGGAUAUGAAAGAGAAGAGGAAGAAGUGGCUAGGUCCUAUGACUUCACUGGCGGUGAAAGAUGGAGAUUUAUUCCUAAAGGUGGUCGAAGUAGUAUAAACUCCACAAUCUACAAACUUGAAAUAAUGACCAUGGAGCUGUUGUCUGUCUAUGGGAACAAGUCCAUGAUUGAUUUGCAAGAAUUCCAAGAUGCAGAGCCUGACGUUCUAGCAAAUUCUGCUUCAGCAAUUAUAGAACGCUUUAAUGAAUACGGGACCCAAUGUAAUACUGCUCUUAAAGCUCUGUGUCGCAGGAGGAAGGGCCUCACUGUUGAGAGAGCAAAGCUAAUUGGUGUUGAUAGUCUUGGCAUGGACGUGAGAGUUUUUUCUGGAAUGGAAGCUCAAACUCUUCGAUUUUCAUUUAAUGCAAGAGCUAUGUCUGAAAGUGUAGCCGAGAAGAAGAUUAAACGGAUGCUUUUUCCUCGCUAUCACCGCAAGAACCUAAAAGCUCCUGGUGAUGACUUGAGAGAAUUUUAAUCCUUCAUAGUUGUUUUCUUUGUUUUUUUAAUUCAAAUAUAACAAGGUUCAUCUUUGAAUAAGUUAUUGACCAGUGUAACCUAUUUUUCGAGGUAUCGGUUUCACUUUGUGGUGAUCUGCAAUAAUGCAUGCCUUGUUGCUAACUGACAUAGCUCAAAAGAACAGUACUCUACCUCCAGGGAACUUGCCAGGGACUAGUGAAGAUCUCAUCUUAACACUUGCUUGGUUCAAGGAUUACAUUUGAGUUUCUAAAACUAUGACUAACAUCUUUUCUGUAAGAAUUCUUUACUGCUGCUAAAUUACUGUAAAAAAAAAUUUUGCUCAUGGAUGUUUCCGAACUAAUGGUUGAUCUGAUUCUUUUUGUUAUUUGUUCA